Molecule: messenger RNA, 1788 nt
Organism: Cyclocybe aegerita
Lineage: Eukaryota; Fungi; Basidiomycota; Agaricomycetes; Agaricales; Hemipholiotaceae
Source: the annotation of a GenBank genome assembly
AUGAGCGACCAGGCUGACGAUCCAAUCACGGUCUUCUGGGAUCUCGAGACGGCAGGGCUAAACCGCUCAGCGGCGGGUAGCCUCUCUACCUACGACAUCGUGGACAAUAUCUGGGCUGCAAUCUCGAGGCAUGGUGUCAUAAAGACCCUGAGGGCAUAUUGGGAUACCACGACCACAUCCCUCACAAGUGCUUCACGAAUCCGUUCAGAGCUAGCGUCGUCUGGGGUUUCGUUGAUCGACUGUCCGGGAGAAGGGAGACAAGGAGCUUCCACCAAGCGGCUUUUAGUCGAUCUCAUCUGCUAUGCAUGGGAUAGCAGACCUACCUCGACUAUCUGCGUCAUCACCGAGGACCGUGACGUCGCAUACGCCAUCGCGACGCUGCGCAUGCGGAAAUACCGUCUUUUACUCAUGGCACCAGCAGGUGCCCACCAGGAUUUGACGUCGCAGGCGUCGGUCCAGAUGGACUGGAGCAGAUCGAUCCUCGGCACCCAUGGCACCGGCCCAAAUGACCGCGACGAUGGAGACGAGAAGCCGCCACCGUCAUCUCGCCCGCAAGGAUCUUUUGCAGAGCAGAUGGCCCCUCAUACACCUCCGCCCACUGCACCGCUCAAUGCACGUUUUAAAACAUCAACGACAUUUGGACCAGUGCACGGCAGAUCUGCACCUUCUGUCGAGAUGCAAGACCUGCCCCCUCGCGGUCGAAGGAAUUCCGUGUUUCAAAAGGUCUACGCCUCAGAUUACAAUGGUUCUGGCAGUUUUGGAGACGGAUUCAUGUCACCUCCGCCGAGAAACAUUCCUUCAUUCGGGCUUGGGGAUGGCCCUCUGUUUCUUAGGCCUCAGUCACGACUCAAGCCAUCUCGUUCGGAUUCGGCACCACCGAACGUAUUUUAUUCAAGCCUUCCUGCAACCCCUCCUCCAACGACGCCUCGACCCUACUUCGCAGACGCAGUUCCUGAACCGCCGAUCCCUGCGCUGACCGCAGCUUCGAAAGGGAAGGAAAGAGCAUUCCCAAUCCACGCUAGAGGCGAUGUUGCUCCUCUAGUCCCGUCAUCCCCAACUCCAUACGCCCCUACAUUCCAACCCUUCGAAGAAGCCCGAUCGCCUGAGACGACACGAACCCUGACCCCUAAGAAAGACAUCCGAGCGCAGGCAGCCUCCGUACGAACCGUUUCCUCUAGCUCCAACUCUAGCACCAUAUCUAGAGGUGACAGUGUGUUCUCGGUGAUCGAACGACCUGACGCAUCCACUGCACCAACCUCUGCGGAGCGUCUAGAUGGAGAUCACAACAAGAAGCAACUUCUGGAGACUUUGUCGCCUCAGAUCCACAAGACAUCAGCCUCUCGACCUCCAAGUUCUCAUUGCCAAGAAGGCCCAUCUUCGACAGGAAGUGUAGCCGCUGCCGUCACAUCUGCUGCAACGAAGGCCACCCCCCGAGGGCCUCUCAAGCCUGCUCCCCCGCCUACGCCUUCAGCAGAACCAGCUGGCGCUUCAACAAGCACAGCUGCAGUACCCAAAGCCCUUCCAUUAGCCAGCACGGCUGUUGGGGACUCAAGACCGGCUCCACCGAUGAUUUGGGCUCCUUUAGUCACUAUCCUUCGUAGGACAGGUGGUAACGCCAGCGGCUCCUCCCUCGGCAGUCUGCUCUUGAAGGCCGACCCGAGCGCAUAUAAAAAAGCUGGCGUUUCCAGGUUGAAGCCUUACCUCGAAGCAGCUGUGGCCGCUGGCAUUGUCAGAACCACUGGUUCAAUGUCGAGCAUUCAUGUACACUUGGCUGCCCCCUAUGGCUAA